AAGCGAAGAGGCAAACCUGAGGCUCGCCCAACCAGUAAAGAAAGGAUUGGUGGCAUCUCCCUUGUUAAUCUUUCUGGACAAAGGCCGUCUAAGGAGAAGAGUGCCCCCAGGCAACAGAAACAUCUUUCAGUAUAGGAUUCAAGAACAAACGUACGGACAGAAACGGUGACGCAGUUUUAGAUAACGCUGUGAGGCGCCUCCUCCACCCCCCCACCAGCUCAGUGCGUGGGAUCCGUGCACAUAGCUUUCCAAGAAGCUCAAGACAGCGCCGCCUGCAACGGCGGGAAAACACUGGGUUUUAUUUUUUCGCCCUAACACGUGGAGCUGGUACAAACAGAUCAAGCUGAUCCCUUGUUUAGCGAGAAAGUGAUUCCGACUUUCUUCUUAUCCGAUCCCCUUCUUCCUGAAUAAUUCUGGAGAGAGCGCAGUUCGAACUCAAACCGGAGGCAGUGUCAAAACGAAGCGAGCAACGCGCCCUAGGGCAGGGGAGGAAGUAGUUAGUCACAAGCGCCGGCCCUGCUGUUCGUGUGCCGCUCGAUCCACCGCGUCUGGAGCAGGAUCAAUUUACACCAGCCAACCGUGGCAGCAGAGCAAGCUUCAGAGAAGGGCCGCUUGCAAAUACGCCACAUAGUUGCCCUUUAAUGUCGGGCUGUUGUGGUGGCAGUUGCGUGACGUCUUGGGAAACCUGCGCUUGUCACUCUGGCCAUCUCUCUGGACUGGGCCCAUAACCUGUCAGAGUGCACACAGUGACUAUUUUGAGACAACCCAGGAGCAAAAUAUAGGAAACAGAGAUAGGUAGAAGUUGUCCAUGGGGUCGCGAUGGGUCGGACAUGACUUCACAACUAACAACAACAAGAUCCAUCAAGCAAGCCAACAAAGGGAAGCUUGCAUUGGCAAUCUCUACCAGAUAUAGUCUCCUACUUUGGCCCUCUGAUGGCAGUAGGCAUUUUGCUGUGAAACUUGCCAAGCUGGACACCACAGUUUUGAACGACUAUUCUUUGGCAGCUGUUGUGCCCUCUCCUGAGACAACUAAUCAUGCAAUCUUAGCCUGUAGUACAGGCAUUCAUGAAGAGCACUAUGUAAGUGAAGCUGUGGUAAACAAUGUGUCAGACUGCAGGGAAUACAGAGAUGCUGGCACCAUUACUGAUGUGUGCAAUAGUACUGAUCUUCCCGAAGUUGAAAUCAUCAGUCUGCUGGAAGAGCAGCUUCCCCAUUACAAGCUAAGAGCUGAUACAAUCUAUGGUUAUGACCACGACGAUUGGCUUCAUACUCCUCUUAUUUCUCCUGAUGCGAACAUUGACUUAACAACUGAGCAGAUAGAAGAGACAUUGAAAUAUUUCCUUUUAUGUGCUGAACGAGUGGGCCAGAUGACUAAAACAUACAAUGACAUUGAUGCUGUUACACGUCUUCUUGAGGAAAAAGAACGGGAUUUAGAAUUAGCUGCUCGAAUUGGCCAGUCAUUGCUAAAGAAGAAUAAAACUCUUACUGAGAGAAAUGAACUUCUUGAGGAACAAGUAGAGCAUAUCAGGGAAGAGGUUUCUCAACUGCGUCAUGAGCUGUCCAUGAAAGAUGAGCUUCUGCAGUUUUAUACCAGCGCUGCUGAAGAGAGCGAGCCAGAUUCCAUCUGUUCAACUCCAUUGAAGAGGAAUGAAUCAUCUUCAUCUGUCCAGAAUUAUUUUCAUUUUGAUUCUCUUCAAAAGAAGCUGAAGGAUCUCGAAGAGGAGAAUGUUGUCCUUAGAUCAGAGGCCUGCCAGCUGAAGACUGAAACCAUUACUUAUGAAGAGAAAGAACAGCAACUUGUAAAUGAUUGUGUAAAGGAACUCAGAGAUGCAAAUCUUCAGAUUGCCAGUAUUUCAGAAGAGUUAGCGAAGAAGACUGAAGAUGCUGCCCGACAACAGGAAGAAAUCACCCAUCUUCUCUCUCAGAUAGUGGAUUUGCAGAAAAAGGCAAAAGCUUGUACAGUGGAAAAUGAAGAACUUGUCCAACAUUUGGGAGCAGCUAAAGAUGCCCAAAGGCAACUCACAGCCGAAUUACGAGAGCUCGAAGAUAAGUAUGCAGAAUGUAUGGAAAUGCUUCAUGAGGCACAAGAAGAACUGAAGAAUCUUAGGAAUAAGACAAUGCCAAAUGCUAUAUCACGCCGUUACCAUUCAUUAGGCCUUUUUCCAAUGGAUUCUUUAGCUGCGGAAAUUGAAGGAUCAAUGCGAAAAGAGCUGCAUCUAGAUGAUACUGACUGCUCAGAUUCAAACCAUCACAAGAGAGUGUUUGACACUGUACGAAACAUCAAUCAGGUAGUAAAGCAGAGAUUCCUAAUUCCAUCUCCAAUGAACAUCCCAGGAUCUAACCAGUCUUCCACAAUGAAUUCAAUUAUUUCUAGCUGUGUCAGCACACCAAGAUCCAGUUUCUAUGGAGGAGACGUUUACAAUAUUGAGCUAGACAAUAAGAUGAAUACUAUCAUCCUAGAAACUGAAUCCACUGACUCGAGAGAUGAAGAGAAGAACAAGAAACCAGGAACACCAGGAACACCAGGUUCUUGUGACCUGGAAAAAGCCCUUCGAAGGUUGUCCCUUCGGAGGGAGAAUUACCUAUCAGAAAGGAGGUUUUUUGAAGAAGAACAGGAAAGAAAGUUGAAAGAAUUAGCAGAGAAGGGGGAACUUCAUAGUGGUUCCGUUACUCCAACAGAGAGUAUUAUGUCAUUUAGAACACACUCUGGGUUUUCGGAAUUUACUGGCUAUUCAGGAAUAUCUAUCAGCAGUCGUUCAUACCUCCCAGAGAAGCUUCAGAUUGUGAAGCCCUUAGAAGGUUCUGCCACACUGCAUCAUUGGCAACAGCUUGCUCAGCCUCAUCUAGGAGGCAUCCUAGAUCCAAGGCCUGGGGUUGUUACUAAGGGCUUCCGCACUCUUGAUCUGGAUGAAGUGUAUUGCCUUAAUGAUUUUGAAGAAGAUGAGUCAGGUGAAAUUACAUGCAAAGGCUUAACUACCUCGACACCGAUUCAGCACACAGAGACCUCAGUACAUCAUCCUGGAAAGUGCAUGUCACAAACCAACUCCACAUUUACCUUUACCACUUGCCGUAUUUUACAUCCUUCCGAUGAGCUCACACGAGUCACACCAAGCCUUAAUGCAGCACCUACUCCAUCUUGUAGCAAUGUUGGCAAUUUGAAAAGCACUCUGGUGGCCACCCCAUGUACUCCUCGGCGCCUGAGUUUGGUAGAAUCCUUCACUAAUGUUCGGGAAUCCACAACUACAAUGAGUACAUCCUUAGGACUUGUAUGGCUACUCAAGGAACGUGGGAUAUCAGCAGCAGUGUAUAACCCACAAAGUUGGGACAGAGUGGGCAGGAGCACUCUUCUGAACACAUAUUCUCCAAGAAUGACUGCCAUUCCUUCCACUCCUCCAAACUCACCUAUGCAGACACCUUCUUCUUCCCCACCAUCUUUUGAGUUCAAAUGUUCCAGUCCUCCUUAUGACAACUUUCUAGCUUCCAAACCAGCUAGUUCAAUUCUGAAGGAAGUAAGGGACAAAAAAAAUAUCAGAAACAGUGAGAGUCAAACUGAUGUGUCUGUCUCCAACCUUAACCUAGUGGACAAAGUAAAAAGGUUUGGAAUUGCCAAGGUAGUAAGUUCAGGGGAAACACAAGCUCUUAAAUUAACUGAUAAACAAGGACCUCUUUUCUGUGGAUCACAAAAGUCUGGAGGCCUGCUGCCUGAGAGUUUGCCUUUGGGUUGCCCUGCUGUGACAACUGCUAUUGGAGGCAUUCAGUUGAACACUGGCAUUAGAAGGAAUCAAAGUUUCCCAACUAUGGUUGGUUCAAGCAUGCAGAUGAAAGGUCCAUCAACUCUAACCCCUGGAAUCCUAAUGGGAGGAAAACUUCCCAAGCAAACUAGCUUACGAUAAAUGGCUUAAUAUAUCUCAAGCUCAUCCUUCAAACACUUUUUUCUUCCAUUUAUUAUUGAGUUUGACAAAUCAACUUUGUGCCUAAUUGGAGAAAGUUUAAAAUUUAUAUAGAAUGUAAAUAUGUAUUAGAUGUAUUAUAGAUGAAUCAGGUCACUGUUACAAGAUGUAACAUGCUGAAAUUUUGAAAAGCUGUUUUGUUUUUCUUUGCACUGAAAAAAGUGAUCCUUGCACAGGGAAAAAGAAUGAUCAAUUCUCUAGUUAGCUUAACUUGACAUGGCGACAGGAUCAUUUGGCAAGGAUUACUAAUCAUGCUGUCAGAAUUGCAAGAUUUCAGGAUGGGUGGUGAAUUUUUCACGAAGUGUUCAUCAUAGCAAUAGCUUAGCUUUUUGACCAUUUUCUUUGGCCUUCGUAGUAAGGAGGGAACAUUGUACUUAAUGGGUCAUUUCUAACUGAUUUGAUGUUUCCCUUAUGAAAUAAACUUGAAAUAAUAUAUAUUGAGAAGCAUUGCUAAGCGUGCUCCAUGCCUCUACUGUUGUUUUGUAGCAUGACCAUAUUCUAUAUUAUUUUUUUCAAAAGCUGCAUUGGUUAUAAAAUGAAAGGUAUUUAAAUAAACUUACUGCAAGCAUAGAAAAAUCAUGAUGACAUAGCCAAAGUGAAAGUAAUACCCUUAGAAUUAUUCUUUGCUUUAAUGUCAAAAAUACUAAAAUAAAUAUCUUUUUCCUUGGGAGCCAAAGUUAUUGAAUGAGAUUAUAGUAGGCCUCUUUAAAAACCAAAUUUAAAUCUGUAAUACAAAAAAUGCCAAAAUAGCAAGUGUUAAAGUAAAAGGAAUGACAUUUGCAGCCACUUCCCACGUCUCUAGCUUUUGAGUUACUGAAAGUUAAUAGUUUUAUAAACAAAAUAUAGAACAUUUUUAGUUUAACUCACCCUUUCUAACAAGGAUAUAGUUAUAAAAAUUAGGGAGUAACAGGUCUAAUUUUUGUCCUAGGAUUUUAAUGGAAAGCUUUAGAUUUUAAAUAUUUUUUUUCUCAAGGAUAAUGAGUUGGCUCAAUAAUCCAGAAUCAAACACUGAUUUCUAAUUAUUUGUUACUAAUUACAGAGAAAUCAUUAUGUUCUCCAGCAUUUGGAGACAACAGAAAAGUUCUGCUUGACUGAAAAACAUAAAUCUAUAUUUCUUACUUUUCAACUGUGUUGCAUGGUUUAUGAUUCCAAGUCUCAUUCAGAUAAUGCUUAAAAGAGUCCAUCGUGUAGAAAUGGGGGGGAAGGGAAGGAUUUAGAACAAAAUGGAGUACAAAAGGAACUCCACAAUCUAGGAGACUCAUAUCAUGGGAUGCCUCUUCAUUUUUGAGGAGGUUAUAUAGGAAGCUCACAGAAAUGAUUAUGUAAAUCACAGAUAUUUUAGAUUUAUUUGGAAGCAAUUGGUGUAUGUAGGUUGUAUGAAUGCCAUGAAUGUCAUUUUUGUCUUUUAAAAAAUCAGUUUCUGUUUAUUUAUUUAAUGCCAGUGCAUCAGUUUCCACACAAUUGUUAUAUAUUUCAGUUCUGUAAGACUUUUAAGUAAAAUACCGCUAUAGUAUAUGAACUAUGGUGUUUGAGUGUGUGUACAUGUUUACAUACAUACAUACAUAAACACACACACAUACACACUUGGUGGAUCAUUCAGUUCAGUACUGCAAUGAGCAGUGAGCAUGUAGAUAUAGAAGACUGAAAAAGUACAUGCCAUCAAUUUUUGCAUGUGUUUUUGGACUUCUAUUUAUUUCACAUAUUGUUAUAGGCUCUACUUUCCCUUUGUAUGUGUGCAUUUAAUUGCAAAAAUGUGACAUCUUUUUAUCUGGUAGUAUCUUAAAGAGAAUUAAUAAAUUGAUUAUUUUAAAUAAGUGAAAAAAAUCAUGACCGUCUGGAGUACUUUUCAUGUAUUUUGAGCCCAUAAUACAAUUUGGUGAAUUAAAAGAAAUAAAAAGCAAGUAAAUCAGAAAGCUUUAUUAUUAUUUAUGGAAUAAAAAUUUUAAAUGGGACAGGGUUGUUAUUUAUCACUCUUAUUCAUAGAAGACAGCCAAUCAUGGGAAGAUUAAUUAGUGCAGUUCCCAAACAUUUCCAGCUUUGCGGACUGGCAGGUGAGGAUGUGUAUGUGCACGCUCACCGGCCAUUUCCACAACCUGGUUGCAAUUCUCGCAGGUUGAGGACCCCUGAAGUAAUGUAUUAAAUAGUAUAUUUUUCUUUAGAAUGAAAUUAAUGAAGGUUCUGUUGUGAAUUAGCUGAAUUUCCUCCUUUUGCUUUCUGAGUACUUUUUCUAAUGUUAAAAAAUACAUAAAAUUACAGAAGAAUAACAGAAUUUAGCAAUCUGUUUUUAGGCAAGAAAAGAUUUCUGGAAAUAUUUUACAACAUGGAUUUUAUUUCAUUGCUGGCUUUUUAUUAUUUUAGAAGUCAAUUCCAAAAGUUGACUUUGAUGUCUUUCCAAAAUUUCUGAUUUGCCAAAAAUAAAUAUCCAAUCAUUUAUUUUUAUGACAUUAAAUAAAAAAUAAUUUGUGUUUUUUAUAAUAUCCUGUUUAUAUAUAAUUAUCCUGAAAUUAUCUAUGUCUACAUUGAUUCCUUGAGAAUUAAAUAUAUUCAGACUGUAAGAGUAUUUUCUUAAGAUCCUGAAUUUGCGUCUAGUGCUAAACUGUAAUUUGUUUAGUAGGUGUUUAUCAAAUACAAUGCUAAGGUUCAUUUAGUGCAUUAAGCCAAAAUCAAACUACCCAUAAUAUGACUUGCAUAUUUGAGAAAUGGGAAAAGGGUAUGAUCAAUGUAGACUGUAUUAUUUUAAUUGCAAAGAUUUAUGAGAUUGCUCCUGAAGAAGCUGUGUGAUGAUUUCUCAGACUACAUAUUCUAAGUAUAUAAUUUUGAAUCCCAUCUGCUCCAUAAAUAUUCAGGAAAUCUUUAGAAAUUGAACUGUCAUGAAGAUGAUCAGAUUGUCACUGUCACCAGUAAAAUGUCAUAGAAUGAAAUAUCUGUUGAUAUCUACUGAAUCAGGACCUAAUGGUUGCUCUGGAAUGGAAAUGUCUUCUCUUAAUGAUUCAUAAGAAACACUGUAGGGCUUUUCUAUUGGGCUGAUUUCUUUUUUAAUAAGGUGACAUGGUUUGAUUUAUUCUUUUGCGUGAAUAAAGUUUUUUUAUUUUUAAAACACAUUAAAACGAAACACAAAACAUACAACAUUUAUAUAGAUAUCACUGUUUAUCAGCUAUUCAAGACAGUCCUUUCCUAUUAUUUACACGUAUUUUAGUUUUCUUACUCUACUUUUGUUUAUCUACCAUUCCUAUUUUCUAACCAUUCAUACCAUUUGCUCCAGACCUUAUAAUAUUCUGUGUCCUCUUUCUCUUUAAUUUCUUUUGUAAGUUUGUCCAUGUCUGCACAUUCUAAUAUUUUUUAAUUAGUUCUUCCUCUGUUGGUGGAUUUUUAUUCUUCCAAUUUUGGGCAUAGGCUAUACGUGCCGCUGUUAAUAUAUGGAGUUAUUAAAUAUUGCGUAUCAUUUGUAUAAUUUUCUGUUGGAAUCCCUAAUAAAAAUU
This is a messenger RNA of Ahaetulla prasina, 7429 nucleotides long. RefSeq names its product trafficking kinesin protein 1 (gene TRAK1). The record is from RefSeq and is a predicted model, not a curated record. The coding region runs from base 831 to 3893 and encodes 1020 amino acids. Gene Ontology annotation, cellular component: dendrite. NCBI's taxonomy places the organism in Eukaryota, Metazoa, Chordata, Lepidosauria, Squamata, Colubridae. Gene Ontology annotation, molecular function: GABA receptor binding. Gene Ontology annotation, biological process: endosome to lysosome transport; neurogenesis; anterograde axonal transport of mitochondrion. The transcript has 19 exons.